Clonostachys byssicola is the source of this 2325-nucleotide messenger RNA. The record is from the annotation of a GenBank genome assembly. NCBI's taxonomy places the organism in Eukaryota, Fungi, Ascomycota, Sordariomycetes, Hypocreales, Bionectriaceae.
AUGGCAGAAAAGUCUCGAGAUGGCCAUGUCUGGACACCCGUUGGUGGGUUUACCACAGGUAUUGAGACUGACGCCGUCAUCUCUCCUCAAACGUCCAUUUCAACAUCCCCCAACACUGUCUACGACGUUGUCGUCAUCGGUGCAGGAUACGCCGGACUUGCCGCCGUGCGCGACCUAUGCAAUCAAAAGCAGUCUGUACUACUCCUUGAAGCACGAGAUCGGAUCGGCGGCCGGACAUACACAGCCAAGAAAGAUGACUUCCUCUACGAGAUGGGGGGAACAUGGGUAACUCAUCACAUGGGUUAUCUGUUUCGAGAGAUGGUUCGAUAUGGAAUGGACCGUGAUUUAAUUACUACAGGCAGCCCUAACAUGGAAAAAGGUUUUUACACCAUCAAUGUCCCUGGCGUCGAACCUCGGAAACUCUCCCAUGAGGAAGCGGGAGCGAUGCAGGCCAAGGCCUGGGACAUGUUUGUAAACGUGGAUGGUCAAUACGGUCGAACCAUAUGCCCUCUUCCCCAUGCCCAGCUUGACAAUCCCAUCGUCCCUCGCAGCACCGUGGAGCAAUGGGACAAGGUGUCAUGCAAGGACCGCUUCGAGGAGAUCAAGCAAAAGCUCACAUCUGAAGAACAAGGCCUCCUGGUAUCUCUCCUUCUGCACAUUUCCGGUGGCAACUUGGAAGAUUCCAGUCUUUGGGACAUGGUCCGCUCCCACGCUCUUCUCAUGCAUAACUCGGACAACUUUACCGACGUGUGGCUCCGGUAUAAGCUGCGAGAUGGCCAAACCGAACUGGCAAAACGCAUGUUCCAGGAAGCCAAGAACGACGGCUUAAAUUUUGCCUUUUCUACGCCGGUCGCUUCCAUUAACCAGAGCGCUUCCGGAGACGGCCCAGCCACCGUACGUACGGCUAAUAAUCAGACAUUCCGUGGUCGCAAGGUCAUCAGCACCAUCCCUCUCAAUGUCCUCAAAGAUAUUCAAUUUUCCCCACCCCUUUCUCAGCGACGCCAGGAAGCCAUAAAUAUUGGACAUGUCAAUCAUAUGACCAAGGUUCAUGCAGAUGUCAGCAACAAGGAACUGGAAAGAUGGAAUGGAAUGCGUUUCCCUAGCCAUCUCAUGUAUGGGUAUGCAGACGGUGUCCUGCCGAAUGGAGAUGUUCACAUCGUGGCGUUUGGCAAGGAUGAUCGCGAGACCUUUAUUCCUGAGAACGAUGCAAACAAGACAAUCGAUGCCCUUAAUGACCUGCACCCUAUGCAUGUUAAACGUCUUUUGUUACACAACUGGAGUACAGACCCCUACUCAAAGGGCGGUCCGGCGUGGUGGCGACCUGGUUAUAUGUCAAAGUACCAAGACGAACUGCAGAGCCGUCAUGGAAACAUUCUUUUCGCCUCAGCAGACUGGGCUCAUGGAUGGAGGGCUGCAAUUGACGGGGCCCUCGAGCAGGGCACGAUGAACGCAAGAACCGCAUUCCAAGAGAACAAUCAUGUUCGGCCAAUGCCACACACGAUGCCCAACACCGGCGACCCCAAGUCGAAGCCCGCCGGCGGGAUCAAGAUAAUCAAUGCCUCUCUAUUCCGCAUGGGCACCAAGUCCAUGGCUGAAGCGUACACAAUCCUCGGAUACCGCACCCACCACGCCAUUGACGAUCCCUUCACCGUGCCAUGGCACCUCAUCGAGGAGGCAGCCGAGGGGAAAUGGCCAGACGUCCCGGGUGCUCGACCCAGAAGACCCUACACGAGAUCUGACUGGGAUGCCAUAUGGGGAUCCUACGACGUAGUCACCGACGUCGCCUCGCCCUUCACGAUGGAUUUAGCACAGGCCUAUCCGGACGCCAUAUUCGUCGUCGUCCAGCGAGACUUCGACUCGUGGUGGUCCAGCUUCGAAUCAGAGGUGCUCGGGUGGUGUUUCUUCCGAGGAGCCCAACCUCUCAUAAAGAUCUUCGCCAUCUUCGGUUUACGCUCCGGCAAUGCCCUGAGGAAAUGCUUUCUAGGUUUUUUCCACGCCAAGUCUAUUGAGGAGAUCAAGGCGAAUGCUCGGGAGGCCUAUGAUCGGUACUUUGAUGAUGUUCGGCGUCUCAUUCCGGAAGAGAGGAGGCUAGAGCAUAAGCUUGAGGCGAGAUGGGCACCUCUGUGUGCGUUUCUUGGGAAGGAGAUUCCAGAUGUGCCGUUCCCGAGAUUGAAUGACAAGGCAGCACAUACCGCACACUCACGCGCCAACUUUAGAAAUAGUCUUUCUCUCGUUGUGCGUAAUAUGUUGUACUGGGUGGUGGGUGUGGUAUUUGUCGGGUAUCUGGCUUGGUACCUUCAAGGUCACGUCUUUUCGCGAGAUUAA